AUGUUGAUUUUCUCUUUCCAGAAGCAGCCAUCCUACAUACAGCCACACUACAGACUGAGCCUCAGAGACGUACCUUUUGUUGCUGGAACGUCAGUAGGCUGCAGCCACUCAGUCCGAGCAAACGUCCAGUCCGUUUUAUCUCUCCUAAAGCGACACCAGCCGCACCUCUGCAACAGCCGUGUCCUCUCUAGGAAAGCAAACAGCUAUGAGACAGGUAGUAGUCCCAGGCGUUCAGACAGCUCAUCCUCUUCCUCCUCUGCAAGCGAAGAGGAGCUAUCAGAGCUGCUACAAGCACUACAGGAGGAGCUGCGAUUCAUGAGCUUGGAGCAGGAUGAGUUGAUGAGGCAGGUGGAGGCCAGCGUGUCUGACCAGGAGAGCAAAGAACUUCAGAGGGAGCAGGAGAGGCUGCUGCUGAAAAUGGAGAGGAAAGGAGAGCAGAUCAGUAAGCUGUACAAACACAGAACACAGAUAAAGAAGUUAAGAAAGGAAACCAGUUCUAGGCGGAACAAUGGGAAUGAGGUGAGGAUGACAACCACAGCGUCCACUAGAGGUCGCUCUGCUGCAGCAGUCAAAGUCAGACCAGGAGAGAGGAGCAAGAGGAACCUGCGGCUGCUGAGGGACAUGAGGGCGCUGCAGACCUCACUACGGACCUGAAACCCAUCACAUCAACACAGCACACUGGGUUGUUGUUGAUGGUGCUAUCUACCUACCUCUGGCCAUUAUUUCACCAUCACAGAGAUACUGACAGAUGAUCUCUACAGUUUGUCUGUUCAUAAACAUAUGACCUAUGAUCCCUUGGGACCUUUUUUCUACUGUAUUAAGAAGAUGUAACCCAUCUAAAAAAAUGAUGUUUUAAACCACACUUCAGUUGUCUGCAU
Messenger RNA from Plectropomus leopardus (leopard coralgrouper), 878 nucleotides. Lineage: Eukaryota; Metazoa; Chordata; Actinopteri; Perciformes; Serranidae. The record is from RefSeq and is a predicted model, not a curated record.